Acytostelium subglobosum LB1 is the source of this 1989-nucleotide messenger RNA. RefSeq lists its product as hypothetical. The coding region runs from base 1 to 1989 and encodes 662 amino acids. The transcript is spliced from 2 exons. The record is from RefSeq and is a predicted model, not a curated record. NCBI's taxonomy places the organism in Eukaryota, Evosea, Eumycetozoa, Acytosteliales, Acytosteliaceae.
AUGGCCGAGAAGGACAAGAUGGAUUCAAUCAAGUUGCUCAAUGGCAUCAAGGAGUACAAGGAGCAGAUAGCAGCCUACAUCAAGGACUUUUAUGAAGAUGAUCAGUUCAUUCACUCGCAUGGCGAGCCCAAGGACAAGAUUGAACGAUACAAAGUGUUGACCGCCAUCGAGAGCACAAGUUUGCAAUCGCCUCAGCUGUCUGGCUCGCCAAAGAUAUCUUCAAUGCCGAGUCUGAGUAGCUAUCUUCAUGGACACGUUCACACUGCGCAUCAAGGCAUGCCGUCGAUCAACCUGUCAUUCUGGGGCUCAUCAUCACAGCAACAUGAAAAGACAAAGAACAAAGAGGAGUCGGUCUCUGAUCUAAUGUCCUCGUUUCAGAAUAAGGAUGUGGAGCUGGAUCGUGUCAAGUGCAGGAGUACACUUGAAUCGAUGAAGGUGCAGAACCUACAAGAGAAGUUCACCGAGCUGUCCCAUUUGGUGCGAUCGGAGAAGGACAAGUGGGGGCUCGAGGUCCAGUGCAUCAGGAGUGAGAUCAACAACAAAGAGAAGGAGAUAGGUCAUCUCCUUCGCGUGGCAGAGAACCACAAGAAGACCUCAAUGGAUAACAUUGAUCACAUCACAAAACUUAAAAGGAGCCUGGCAUCAAUAUGUAAUCUACGUGGAGGCAGUAGCAGGUUGGACAUUAAUAGAUUGAAUGAGAGCUUCUCAUUUGAGAAUCUAUGUCCAGGUGGCCAAUCACAAUGUACAUCAGUUCACAAUCAUCUUGGAUCAUCCUCGUCGUCGUCAUCAUUAUCAUCGUCAUCAUCAUCAUCUGGAUCCGAUCAUGGUAUCACUCACUCAAACGAUCGGUUCUGGACCGAGGAGAAGAGAGACAUUGCACACUUGAACAAACAGUUGCUCAAGAAGGAUGAGGAGAUCAAGCGAGUCAAGGAUAUUAUAUACGUGGAGAUGAGACGGUCCAACUAUCUCGGCAACAAGUUGAUAGAGUUGAAGUCAUUGUUGGAGGAGGAGAGCAGGCAGGUGGACUACCUCGAGCUCAAGGCUUUCAGAGAGGUGAAGGAGAAGGAGGACGCGGUCGUUCGUGUGGCGUACAGGGCUCAGAAGGACAGACUACGCUCAGCCAUCCUCAGAGGUGAGGUGCAGAAGUUGUCUGCCAUUCUUCAACAUGAAGAACCGGUAUCAAGGAGGAGGUAUGCACUGCAGGAUGGCGACACAUUCUCAGAGAUGGGUGAUCUGUCGCAGUUUAGCAACAUCUCCUUGGCGCAGUUCUGUAGCGAGGGCUAUAGGGUGACGCCUCAACGACCCAAGCCAUCAAACAAUCAUAGUCUCCUGCCUUGGCAUGUGCACCACAUCAACACCUUGGUCAACGAGAACAAGUUCCCCAGCUCACCAACACAUGGCGAGGGCAAGUUGCCACUGGCCAACCUAUCGUUCGAGGUGGAGUCAUUCCUUCGCAGGUCACACCAGGGUUCAAUACCCACCGCAUCAUCACCACUCUCUCCUAGCAUGGGUCGAAUGGGCAGACGCAACUCUGAGGUCAUAUCUCCAGUCCAUAACCAUCACGCCAGGACCUCAUCAAGUUAUACACACGAUCAAUCAACUGGUCAUUCACAUGGACAUGGUCACGGUCAUCAUGCUCAGAGUCAUAGUCAUGCACAUGGACAUGGACAUCCAUCUCCAUCAGAGGUGAUUCAACGCAAGCUCCUAGAGAUAGAGGAGAUAUAUAGUUUGGCCUCGUUGAAGGAUAUGGAGUUGGUCAAGAUAAAGAAGAUUGCCGAGGCCGAACGUUCCAAGUACCUCAUCCUACGUGAGAAGUACAGACAACUGAUGGAAGAGUAUAACAACAUGAUCAGUCAAUCAAUGAUCCACCUACACAGCAGCAACAGCAGCACCAGUAGCACUAGCAGUAGUGGCAGCAGCCACAGGAAUACCAAUGGCCUUGGCAACACAGACUAUCGAUACUAUAACAGUAAUGUAAAUAUAUUUUAA